AUGUCUUCAUAUAAACAUUUAUCGAAGGCUGGUGCCCGUUUUUUGGAGCAAGUUCAAGCGAAGAACUCUAAUAUUGCGAAACAAUUUGCCAAGUAUGAAGGUUUGACGAUGCCAGAGUUCUUGAAACCAUCGUUGCCUCGUGUCGAAGAAUCCGAGAAGUAUAAGAGUGUAAAGCAAUGGAAAUAUAUGCCAGGUGAUAGAGUGGUGAUAGUAAAUGGAAAGUUUAAGGGCAAUGUUUGUGCCAUUACGCAGCACGACGUGCAUACAAACGGGUAUAUUUUGGAUGAGAAUGGACCCACCAACACUGUUCCUGUGCCCAAGCAAUUUUGGCAACAGGGGCAGAACAGUCAUAUGGUGAGUUUCCCUGUCCCCGUGAGCCAAGCGGACAUCAAACUAGUCGCUGAUCUCGAUGAUCCAGAGACUCCAGGUGUGGCUAAGACUGUUGCUGUUCGUGACAUCGAAUUCAAGGGUUCGUAUUAUGAUUCAGAUUACAAGAAAAUUAUGCCAUAUAGGGUUGUUGUUGGUGAGAACAAUAUGGUUGUUCCAUGGCCUAAGCCGGAGUUCAAGCCAGAUGGUGCAUUGGCUACGCGUUCUGAAAUUGCACGUCAACAAACUUUCUGGGUUGAAAGCGUAGUAAAAAAUCCUGUUCCAGAAGCAGCAUUGUCAACCAUCCGUAACCCUAAGUCGAAAUACAGAAGAGGUACCUUGACAACGAAGGAAAUAUCAAGAUUGGUGGCUCCAAAAAUGCCUCUAACGGAAGCAAAGAAAAGAUACAUCGAACAAAGAAAAGAAUUGGCAGCAUUGCCAAAACGUAAAUUGACUGAUGAAGAUCAAGAAUUGAUUGGUGACAAGGUCUACCAACACUUCAAGAAAUCUUUCGAAUUACAAUAA
Molecule: messenger RNA, 891 nt
Organism: Kluyveromyces lactis
Lineage: Eukaryota; Fungi; Ascomycota; Saccharomycetes; Saccharomycetales; Saccharomycetaceae
Gene: MRPL40
Product: mitochondrial 54S ribosomal protein uL24m
Exons: 1
Coding region: 1-891 (296 amino acids)
Biological process (GO): translation
Cellular component (GO): ribosome; mitochondrion
Molecular function (GO): structural constituent of ribosome
Source: RefSeq, a predicted model, not a curated record